ACACUCAUUUUGACUCAUCACUUGUACACAUACACACAAGAGGGGUGUGUUAUCCGAUGGGCGUUACCAUAUAAUUCGCCCACUAGUACAGCAUUGGUAAUUCAAACACGUUGGAUUAUUAUACAGAGAAGGAUAGUUUCCAUACAGUUUUCUCUUACCAACCAUACUCGAAUGUUUAUCAUAGUCGCCAGAAUAUCACUUUUGGGAAAUUAGUUCGCAGUAUCACCGAGCCAUAUUGGGUUACACAAGAGCAAGGAAGGAGAAAAGGUUUCGAAGAUGACGUCAUUGGCAUUUAAAGAACACAAAGAGCAUUUAAAGCGGCUGGGAAUCCCUCGUAUCGAUCCGAACAAGCAGUCUGUUGAGAAAACGGGCACAAAGGAAUAUGUUCAUGUCAACCCCAUCACAGCCAAACUUGGACCUGAUCUUGAUUUCUUCCAAGGAAUGGAAACUCUACAUGAUGUCUUCAAGAGGGGGAUGCGAUUAUCUAACAACGGAUCUUGCUAUGGAUGGAGGCCCGAACCUAAGGCACAAUACAGAUGGGUGACGUAUGAUCACAUUUACCAAAGAGCGGGAAACUUUGGAUCUGGUCUCAUAGCUGACGGGGUAGAGCCAGGACAACAGACUAUGAUAGGAUUGUACUCACAGAACAGAAUUGGGUGGAGCAUCACCGAGCAGGCAUGCAAUCGAUACUCAUUUGUUCUCAUCCCACUCUACGACACACUCGGUCCAGAGGCCUGCAAGUUCAUCGUCAACCAAGCUGAAAUCGGGACAGUGGUAUGUGACACGGAGAGUCGAGCAAAGCUUCUUCUGGAGAAAGCCGAUCAAAUGCCCGGUCUGAAAAGAAUUGUCAUGAUGAGCGCCAUCACCGACGAGCUGCUGAAAAAGACUGAGCAGUUGGAUAUCAAACUCCUUCAAUAUCGAGAAGUGGAGGAAAAUGGAUUGAACAACAAACAGCCAGACAUGCUCCCGAAGAAAAGCGACCUCUGCACAGUGUGUUACACCAGUGGGACAACUGGAAAUCCUAAGGGAGCUAUGCUGACUCACGGUAAUGUCAUCAGCAAUCUAUCCGCCUUCAUGGCACUCAUACACGAUAAAGCUCCGAUCUCAAACGAGACUCAUUUUUCCUAUCUCCCUCUGGCUCACAUCUACGAACGGUUUGCUCAGGCGCUUAUCCUAGCACACGGAGGCCGUAUUGGUUACUCUCAAGGUGAUAUCAAACUCCUUACUGAUGAUAUCCAAGCCCUGAAACCAACCAUCAUGCCAGUCGUACCAAGGGUUAUGAACAGGAUCUAUGACAAGUUUCUUCAGGGAGUGAAGGAGAAAGGCAAGCUGAAAUACUCUGUCUUCAACCUUGCAAGAAAGAAGAAACUUGCUCAGCUCAUGAAGGGUAAUACACGCACAGACACGAAGUGGGAUAAGGUCUUCAAACCAUUAAGAGAUAUCAUGGGUGGAAACAUUCGUUUCAUGACGACUGGAUCGGCGCCUACCACAGAAGAAACCAAAAACUUCUUCCGCUGUGUUCUAGGAGUGACGCUUCUGGAGGGCUACGGGCAAACGGAGACCACAGCGAUCGUAACAUGCGGUAUCCCGGCGGACAUGUCGCCUGGCCAUGUAGGAGCAGUACUGCCAAACACUGAGAUCAAAUUGGUUGAUGUGCCCGAUAUGAAUUACUAUGCAAAGAACGGGGAAGGAGAGAUUUGUAGCCGUGGUAGUAACAUCUUCAUUGGUUAUCUCAAGGAUGAGGAGAAGACUAAGGAGACAUUUGAUGAGGACGGUUGGAUGCACUCAGGUGACAUCGGAAAAUGGCUUCCGAAUGGUACACUCAAGAUUAUCGACAGGAAGAAACAUAUCUUCAAACUUCAGCAGGGAGAGUACGUCGCUCCAGAGAAAAUAGAAACUUAUUAUCAGAGGAGCGAGUAUGUGGCUCAAGUCUACGUCCAUGGAGAUAGCUUACAGAGUUACUGUGUAGCCAUCAUUGUUCCAGAUGAGGAGGUGCUUCUGAAAGUAGGAAAGUCAAAGGGACUUGGAAACAGCUUUGAGCAACUCUGCAAACUAAAGGAAGUCAACAAGAUGAUUCUCGACGAUUGUGUGAGAAUCGGGAAGCAAGCUGGACUCAACUCAUUUGAACAAGCAAAGAAAGUCUUCUUAUGCGCCGAACUGUUCUCCCUCGAGAAUGGACUACUCACCCCCACCAUGAAAUCGAAGCGCCCAGCACUGAAGAACUACUUCAAGAAUCAGAUAGACGCAAUGUACGGCCAAUAAAGCAGUCGGUACAGAUCUGUAUACAUUUGAGCUGCACUUUUGUAUUUUCCUGUCAUAUUAUGAUUUAUUACUUUUCCAUGUAUCUUUUUAUGUCUGCUAUUGUUUUUUGGUAACAAUGCGCAUUUUUUAAAACUUCAUAUCAUUUUUUAUCAUGUAAAGUAUUAAGACCUACCAUAAUAUGUUGAAGCAAAUUUUCAAUAUUUUCUAUGUAUGGAAAGAAGGGUCAUGUAAAACAUUUAUUAUGAUCCAAUAUCAUAAUGCAUGUUUGAAGCCAUGAACCUAUGAAAGUGCAUGAGGGCGGUUUUGGUCAGGAUGGGGGAGGGGUUCAUGGGGGACCCUAAUUGCAGAUUUCAAACUUUAUGAAAAUUAUAAUAGAGCUGGGGCCAGUAACACAAAGCUUAGCAAUGAUUGUAGAACAUUUUUCUACGAAUGAUUACAUUGAUUACAAUGUACAACCAAUCGUAGAAAAUCAAGCGUUUGAUUAAUCGUUACACUCUAAAAAAAAGGUUUACCCAAUGUUGGGUAAAAUGGGAACAUGCAUGUUGGUUGGGUAAAAAGUUACCAGAUAUUUUGUAAAUUUUACGCAAUGUUGCGUUAAAAUUUACCCUUUAAACAUUAAUUUUGCCCAAUAUUGGGGUGAAAAAAUACCCAGCAAACAUACAUGUUCCCUUUCUACCCUAUGUUGGGUAAAAUUUAACUCGGUGUUUUUAGAGUGUAACAAUUGGUUAACGGGACCCUGGAUUGAGUUGCUCAAUCAACCAUCUUUAUAUUAUUUGUGACAUUUUAAGAAAUUGGAGGUAAAAUUUAGUUUGUCGAUUUUUUUUGUGGAAUACUAUUUUUUUUAAGACAGUGUUGGUACUAUAUUUUGAAGCCAUUCAAAUUACAAUAGAAAAAAUUACUUAUUCAUGUUCAAAUAGCGAGUGUCUUUCCUACUUUAAAAAUGAUUUUCAGUAAUGACUUAACAGCAGUACUCGGGAGAAAUUUGACUUGCCUCUUUAAUGGAGGAGAAUGAUAAUAUUGUUAUAUUAUGAUAACAAUUAUUUGCCCAAAAUUGAUGAUAUUAACAAGAACCUAUUAUCCUCCUUCAUGAAAGCAGCAAGUCAAAUUUUAGGGGAAUAGGAAUAAUGGAACUUUUUACUAUUGUACAAAUAUUUUGAUUUUUAAAUAUAUAUCAUAGAAAUAUAAUGAUUCUUGACGUGUCUUUCAAAAACUUAUUAAGAACACUUGCAGGCGAAUGGAGUUAUCCGUACUCAUUUUUUACAGUGAAUAUAUCACGAGCUCGCCUCUUGUAUUUCUAGUUUUUAUCAAGUCUACAU
Messenger RNA from Lytechinus variegatus (green sea urchin), 3578 nucleotides. Its product is annotated as long-chain-fatty-acid--CoA ligase 6-like. The transcript is spliced from 20 exons. Gene Ontology annotation, cellular component: membrane; endoplasmic reticulum. Gene Ontology annotation, biological process: long-chain fatty-acyl-CoA biosynthetic process; very long-chain fatty acid metabolic process; long-chain fatty acid metabolic process. The record is from RefSeq and is a predicted model, not a curated record. The coding region runs from base 277 to 2262 and encodes 661 amino acids. Gene Ontology annotation, molecular function: arachidonate-CoA ligase activity. Lineage: Eukaryota; Metazoa; Echinodermata; Echinoidea; Temnopleuroida; Toxopneustidae.